This is a messenger RNA of Entelurus aequoreus (snake pipefish), 1591 nucleotides long. RefSeq lists its product as uncharacterized. The coding region runs from base 630 to 1457 and encodes 275 amino acids. The transcript has 2 exons. Lineage: Eukaryota; Metazoa; Chordata; Actinopteri; Syngnathiformes; Syngnathidae. The record is from RefSeq and is a predicted model, not a curated record.
GGUAACGGAUCAUGACAUAACCCCCCCCUUAAGGGACGGAUCCCAGACGUCCCAAACUAGAAACCCCUCCCCUAAAAAAAAAAAACCUCCAGAAUAAGUCAAAAGUCACGGGAGGGUGGAGGGAGGUCUUGGUGGUGGGCCGCCCAGCCAUGUGUCCCCGAAGCCACCGGGGACAAGUCAGGUGGCGGCGGCGAGUAGAUUGUCGCCGCCUUUGUCGAGGCGGGCGACCUCGGAAUGGCCAUGUCUGUGGCCGUUGAGGCGGACGAGACUGACGCCAGAACCUCAGCAGUCUUUGAGUCCUACACCCAAGUCCUGGGCGUCGCUGCUGUUGGCGCCAAAAGCGUCCAUAAAAAGUCCAGAGACGAGGAGGUGGGCGGCGCCGUGGUGUGGCCCGCCAGACACGAGUAGGUGGGCGGCGCCGUGGUGCGGCCCGCCUGACAUGAGGAGGUGGGCACGUCGUCGGCGAAGCAGGCGUAGAAGCCGUGGGAGGCGUGGUAGGCGAGGCAGGUGUGGAAGCCGCGGGAAGCGUCAUCGCCGUGGAAACAGGAAGCGUCGUCGCCGUGGAAGCAGGAGGCGUCGCCGUGGAAGCAGCAGGAGGCGUCGCCGUGGAAGCAGCAGGAGGCGUCGCCAUGGAAGCAGGAGGCAUCGCCAUGGAAGCAGGAGGCUCGUCUGUCGGCGUGGGCGGAGCCAGAGGCGGAGCAGGCGGCUCGUCUGCCGGCGUGGGCGGAGCCAUAGGCGGAGCAGGCGGCUCGUCUGCCGGCGUGGGCGGAGCCAUAGGCGGAGCAGGCGGCUCGUCUGCCGGCGUGGGCGGAGCCAUAGGCGGAGCAGGCGGCUCGUCUGCCGGCGUGGGCGGAGCCAUAGGCGGAGCAGGCGGCUCGUCUGCCGGCGUGGGCGGAGCAGGCGGCUUGUCUGCCGGCGUGGGCGGAGCAGGCGGCUCGUCUGCCGGCGUGGGCGGAGCCAGAGGCGGAGCAGGCGGCUCGUCUGCCGGCGUGGGCGGAGCCAGAGGCGGAGCAGGCGGAGCAGGCGGCUCGUCUGUCGGCGUGGGCGGAGCAGGCGGCUUGUCUGCCGGCGUGGGCGGAGCAGGCGGCUUGUCUGCCGGCGUGGGCGGAGCAGGCGGCUCGUCUGCCGGCGUGGGCGGAGCCAGAGGCGGAGCAGGCGGCUCGUCUGCCGGCGUGGGCGGAGCCAGAGGCGGAGCAGGCGGCUCGUCUGUCGGCGUGGGCGGAGGUCUCAGCUGGACUGCUAGGUGGGCCGUAGGGGGAAUCAUCACCUGCAGCGCGGGUCUCGUGUGCUUUGCAGAGCUGGAGCAGGAGGUGGAGAGGAUGGUGUUUGCAGGACCACCAGCGUUGAUGGUGGCGUCAGCGUGGCAGGCGUGGGAGGAGCCAGAGGAGCAGGAAGUAGGGCCGAAGCAGACAGCUCCCCCGCUGGAGGAGAGGCAGGCAGCAACCUCAGUGGAAUGAGGUCUGCUUGCCCCGCUGACACGCUACCAGCACUGGCCCCCCCCUCAGGAAGCAGAUUCCAGAUGCUAGAUGGAGCUGGUGGGGGGAGCGCUUGUGCGGGUUCGGCGGGAGCAGAGGGCACGGGCGGGUGGGCU